AUGGAAAUCCAGCAAUUAACUGCUGAGGUCAGUCUGAAAUUCAUGCGACAUGCAUUUGUAAGGACUUCGGUUGCUACGUUCACGUUGGCAGAUAGGUUCAGCUACCGGAGGAAGAUUUAA
Sclerotinia sclerotiorum 1980 UF-70 is the source of this 120-nucleotide messenger RNA. RefSeq lists its product with no specific name. The transcript has a single exon. The record is from RefSeq and is a predicted model, not a curated record. The coding region runs from base 1 to 120 and encodes 39 amino acids. Lineage: Eukaryota; Fungi; Ascomycota; Leotiomycetes; Helotiales; Sclerotiniaceae.